Messenger RNA from Aedes albopictus (Asian tiger mosquito), 5040 nucleotides. RefSeq lists its product as uncharacterized. The record is from RefSeq and is a predicted model, not a curated record. NCBI's taxonomy places the organism in Eukaryota, Metazoa, Arthropoda, Insecta, Diptera, Culicidae. Gene Ontology annotation, biological process: telomere maintenance; DNA repair. Bases 1 to 5040 code for a protein of 1679 amino acids. The transcript has 6 exons. Gene Ontology annotation, molecular function: DNA helicase activity.
AUGCCGCGCCGUUUGGAAGCAAAAUAUCUUGUGAACUUCCGCAAGCGGAAGCGUGAAGAGCAGGAAAUCGAAGGAGUCUCGCCGAGGCCUGCUGUGACGAAUGUGGAACGCAUGAGGCAGUACAGGCAGCGGAGGAAAAAUGCGCGGGAAACUAUCGGCGUUGGUGUCGGGCCCGGUGUCAAUGCCGGUACGACUGCGGCUGCCAAUCUUGAGCCGGUGCUCAAUUUUGUGCUGGAACCUCUUCCGGGCAGGAGCACUGAUCCGAUGGGGAAGCCCAUGUUGAACAAUUUCGAUCCCAAGGAAUUGACAUAUCUAUACCAAUUCAAGAAGAACCAAAAUUCGAUAAAGCUGAUCUACAAACGGUUCACUGAAAAUGAAUUUGGUAUACCGUGCAGCGUAUGUGAUAGGCUGUGGUUCAUCAAUGAUCUAAAGUCAAUCACCGAAGCUGCAGGGAGAGUGUUGAUAGAGGGAAAUCAUUUUGAAUCGGUCAAUGAAUUCAAAGUAUGCCAGACUUGUCGCAGCAGUUUGCAACGUGGUGCUGUACCCAAUUUGUCAACAUCGAAUGGGUUCAAAUAUCCACCUUAUCCUUUGGGCCUUCCACCGCUGGACCCAAUUAGUGAAAGGCUUAUUUCACCACGACUGCCAUUUAUGCAGAUUCGUCGCCUGCGCCAAGCGCAAGGCAGUUACACGAUCAUUGGUCAGGUGAUCAAUGUUCCAGUAGAUGUAGAUGAGAUGUCUGUGGUGAAAGCUUGGUUGGAAUAUCUCGUUACCACUCCUUUGUAUAGACGGGAGGGGGUAAGUUUUAACCAAGAACGAUUGAACGCUAUUGCUUCUGAGCCUCAACCUGGUUCAUCGCGGGAUGGAGAUGCAAUCCAGCUGGAUGUCAUCGAGGAAACCAAUGAUGUGGAGAUGUUUGCUGGCCAACAACAGACACUUAUGUGGAAUGAGGAUAAGUGCUUGGAAAUCGCCCCAGCACAAAACAGGAGACCAGUAUCCAUCGUUUACGAUGAUGAUGCCGAGGAGCUUUCCUUUCCGGAUAUUUAUCUUGGACACCCCAGAAAAUUCAAGGCUGGGAUUCACGUCACGCCUUUCAUGAAGGCUACUAGUGAGCUGAGACGGAGUGAUAGGCGAGGAGCCAAGCCCAACCAUUUGCUGUACAUGGCUAUGAAGAUUCUGCGUCUUCGAGUUACCGAAGGGUUACAGCAUGUCUUCAAAAGCGUGGGAACCGCGAACAUAACGCGAGGACAGCUCAACGACCGAGCUUUCGUGGAAGGUCUUAUGGAACGGAACCUGUCGUUUAUGAAGUCGAUACCAAAUUCAGUGCAAUAUUGGUAUCAAAGGAAACAGGACCUUUUCGCCAUGAUACGACAGUUGGGGAAGCCAACAAUGUUCCUGACUCUGAGCGCCAGUGAAACUCAAUGGCCUCUUUCGUUGAAGCAGCUACACAAACUCUCCAGUGAGUAUAACGGCAUUGCUUUAACGGACCCGCUGCAGGAGCUGAGUGCUCUACAGCGAGCAACGCUGGUCAAUGACGAUGCCGUCACGUGCUGCUUGUACUUCAACAAGCUUGUCGAUGUUCUCAUGACGAUCCUUUCUUCACCAAGGUUCAGCCCGUUGGGAAAGCAUUACGUCGUGGACUCCUUCAAGCGCAUCGAGUUUCAGCAUCGCGGCAGCCCACAUGCACAUAUCAUGCUUUGGCUCGCAAACGAUCCUAACGAAACUGUUUCUGAAGAUAUGCCUGCUACAAUGGAACUUAUUAGGAAAGUUAGUUCCAUCAGCGCUGUGCAUUUGCCGGAAACGAUCAAGAAGCAGAUUCAUGACCACACGCGUACUUGCUACAAACGUAAUGAAAAGCGUUGCAGGUUUAACAUACCGUACUGGCCAAUGAACGAAGAGCGAACACUGAUUCCUCUCACCGCUGAUGAUAGUCGCCGUGAUCAAUUGAGGAAGCGUGCCUCGGAAAUGAGACAAAUUUUGGAAACCAAGGCAUUUGACACGUUAGAGGAGUUUCUAGACGACUGUAAAUGUACAUACGAGUACUACCUUGAUGUUCUGCGUUCUUCGAUUAAGCGACCAACGAUCUUCCUGAAGCGAGUGAUGAAUGAGCUAUGGACGAAUCCUUUCAACCCAUGGAUUGCUCAAAAGCUUCGUUCUAACAUGGAUUUGCAGUUCAUCCUCGACGUGUACUCAUGUGCGUGUUACUUGGUUGACUAUGUCAACAAGUCCAACCGCGGUAUAAGUGGAUUGCAUCGAGAGCUUAUCGCUCUGCAAGAGCAGUAUCCGGACCAAGAUUACACGGCUUUGCUGAAGAAGGUUAGUUUGAAAAUGCUGAACUCUGUGGAGAUGUGUGCCCAGGAAGCUGCAUGGGUACUUCUGCGAUUGCCUAUGUCUGAAGCCAGCAGGAAAGUUCAAUUCUUACCAACGAUGUGGCCUCAUGAAAGGAUAAGAUCUAGGAAACAGUACAGGCAGAUGGAUGAAGAGGAAAUCGAUGAGGAUUCGAUUGAUGUGUGGACCAAGAACAUUAUCCAGAAAUACGAAGAGCGCGAUGGCUUAGAAGAUGUGUGUUUAGCUGACUUCGCAGCACGGUACACUCAAAGAAGAGGUACUAACACCUACACUAUUCGGAAUGUUCCACGAAUAUUGAGAUGGCGUGGCUACAGCAUGAACGAGUUGGCUGAGUACAAGCGUGAAUCGGUACUUUUGUUUUGGCCAUUCAGAAGCGAAGUCUGCGACAUUCUGGAUGGCAACAAGUUUCUUCAGCUUUAUGAUAUGAACGAGGCAGAUCUCUUGAGAAAACGAAGGGAAUAUGACUGCGAGCUGAACUUGGAACAGACUGUAGAGGAAUACCUUCGUACUUGUGAGAACGAAGAGGUUGGUGAGCAGGAGAAUGCCGCUACAGAGAAGAAUGAUGAAUUUGUGCGAACGAUCAUCAUGAAGCCCAACAACGACGAUAUUGAACAUUUGACCACAGGAGCACUGAAUGCUGUCAUCAGGCAACGUACUAAUGUCAUGUCGAAAGAAGAUUACUGUGCAAUGGUGCGGACAACCAAUGCUGAGCAGCGCGACCUCAUCCUGCAAAUGAUCCACAGUUUGCACAGUUACGAUGAAAGCAGCAAGCCGAUGCAGAUUUUCUUUACUGGACCUGCUGGGUGCGGUAAAACAUUCACUCUGCGCAUUUUAAUGGAGACGAUAAAUCGCUACAGUCAAGCCCACAACGCGCAGAAGAACGCCUAUGUGGCGUGUGCUUCCACCGGAAAAGCAGCCGUUGCUAUAGGAGGAACAACCGUUCAUUCAGCGUUUCGGAUCACUAUGUCAAGGCGAGCCAAUUCGAAACUCAGCUUUGAGAUGCUGCAGUUGUACCGCAAUGCUUUUGCAAACAUUAAGGCGGUCAUAAUCGAUGAAGUUAGUAUGAUUGGUGCGGAUAUUCUCAACACCAUUCAUGCGCGUCUUCAGGACAUUAGUGGCAAUUAUGAUGAUCCAUUUGGCGGAAUUAACAUCGUAUUCUGUGGAGACUUGCGACAAUUGCCACCCGUCAAUGCAAGGCCUGUUUACAAGCCUACAGGUAAUUCCUUUCACGGUGCUGUUCUUUGGCAAGCAUUGGAUUUCUUACCGCUUGUUAAGGUGAUGCGGCAGACAGAUGUAGAGUUCUCCAGUAUACUCACUAAGAUUGGUAAUGGCCAGCAAAUGACUGCUGAGGAGACCAAACUGAUUGAAAGUCGGUUCCGUACUGUAGAGUGGUGUAAACAAAACGCACCAGGAGCAAUAAGGCUUUAUCAUCGGAAUGCGGAUGUUGAAGCAUACAACAACGAAGUACUGCAUAAUCAGGAUGCUCUGGACUGUAUAGCGGAUGACGUUUUCGCGGGAUACAAGGACGCUGGUCAACUGGCAAGCUCUCGCAUCAAGCUCUACAAGAUGAGCGUCGUGGAAACCGGUGGGUUACCGUAUUUGCUACGCCUUUCCGUUGGUAUGCCAUACAUGAUUACAACCAACGUCGAUGUAGAAGAUGGCGUAGUGAAUGGUGCGAUAGGUGAGCUGAAAUAUAUUGAAAAGGAUGAAGACGGCUCAGUUGUGAAACUAUGGUUCAAGUACGACAACGAGACGAUAGGUGCUGCGUUGAGGAUCAAAUCGCGACCAACUGUCUAUUCAAGACCAGGAAUUCUGCAACCCGAUUGGACUCCUAUUGCAAAGCGUUCAGGUAACAUAAAGCUAAGCAGCAUCAUUAAAUGCAAACGCAUACAGUUUCCGGUGGUUAGUGCCUGUGCGUUAACAGUUCAUAAGUCGCAAGGUGGCACUUUCUCCGAGGUCGUGUAUGAUUAUGACAAGAGUCAAGAUCAGCAAUUGGUGUACGUUGGCUUGUCACGUGUUACGACGCUUCAAGGCCUUUACUUGACGAACACCGCAAACUCGUUUAAAUUUCAUCAUGCUAAGGGUAGCAACUCACCAAAGAUGGUGGAUUUAAGGAACGAGUUGUUGCGUUUGAGUAAUCACCGAUUGCGUACACUAGGAGAUGAACUGAGUGAAGUAGUUGAAAACAGCGGCUCUGCAUGCACAUUGAUGAGCCUCAAUGUACAGAGUUUGAACGCUCACGCGCAGGACAUAGCGACUGAUCGAAUCCUUUCAAGCGUAGAAUUUCUCGCUCUGAAUGAAACCUGGAUGGAUGCUACCUCUCUAAUAGAGAUUGAUGGAUAUAAGCGCAUCACCCAGUGCAAGCGAAUGGGUAUGAGAGCGGCUGGAGUCGCGAUCUAUCAGAAAGAAACGGCAUCAACCGUGGCUGUUCCGCAUCCCAUCAAGCAACUCGGUGAGGAUCGAGACGAGACGUUUGCCGAAGUGAUCAACUAUGGAGACAUAUGUGCAGCAAAGGUUAAUGUUAUGGGAACCGAAGUACUUCUGAUUAGAAGUGCCCGAACCAUCAAACAUCUAAUCUACAGGAAAUACAUCGCUACGCUCAAGAAACCGGAGCCCGGAAUGCAACGUUAUUCGAUACGAUACACAGCAAAUGCUCACCACAAACAACACCUGGUCGCUAACAAUCAUCGGUAG